Messenger RNA from Carassius auratus (goldfish), 2376 nucleotides. RefSeq names its product K(lysine) acetyltransferase 5b (gene kat5b). The record is from RefSeq and is a predicted model, not a curated record. The transcript is spliced from 15 exons. Gene Ontology annotation, cellular component: NuA4 histone acetyltransferase complex. The coding region runs from base 65 to 1681 and encodes 538 amino acids. Gene Ontology annotation, molecular function: histone H4K16 acetyltransferase activity. Gene Ontology annotation, biological process: regulation of DNA-templated transcription; double-strand break repair via homologous recombination. NCBI's taxonomy places the organism in Eukaryota, Metazoa, Chordata, Actinopteri, Cypriniformes, Cyprinidae.
CUCGAGCUGAUCGACAGGCGCCCCCUGCAGUUUUCUCUUUACCCACAAUUCUGUGCGCUGCAAAAUGGCGGACUCCUCGGUCGAAAUCAUCGAAGGCUGCCGGCUUCCCGUGCUCCGAAAAAACCAAGAGAAUGAAGACGAGUGGCCGCUUGCUGAGAUCCUCAGUGUUAAAGAGCUGCCUGGGAGAAAGCUGUAUUAUGUGCACUAUAUUGACUUCAAUAAGCGUCUGGACGAGUGGGUGACUCCUGACCGUCUGGACAUGAAGAAGCUCCAGUUUCCCAAAAAGGAGGCCAAGACGCCGCCGAAGAACGGCCUGCCGGGGUCCCGACCCGGGUCUCCUGAGAGAGACGUGAGGAAGAGUCUAGAUCUCAGCGUUCAGUCUGCUUCAGCUCCUUCGAGAGGCAAAACCCUCCCCACACCGAAGAGGAAAGCGGAGUCGGUGUCUCUGGCCUCUCAGGUGAGCGCGGUGACCCCCGUGUCUUCUCUCCCGAGCUCUGCGGACGAGAGCCAGGCCUCGGUGUUUCCGGCUCUCAGAGACUCGUCCUUCAGCAUCACUCCUCGAGAGGAGCACCAGCCGCUCGCCGCUCUCACCACAAACGGCAGCACACGUCGCCUCAUUCCUCCUCAGCCGGGAAGAAAAAGGAAAACCUGUGGAGGGACGGACGAGAUGGUAAAGGUGUUCCAGAAUAACAGCCCUCGCUGCUCCAGCAUCUAUUUACCGCCAGGAGAGGACUCCCAGGACAGCUCCGAUGGCAUCCCAUCAGCCCCUCGCAUGACCGGCAGCCUGGUGUCGGACCGCAGUCACGACGACAUCGUCACACGCAUGAAGAACAUCGACUGCAUCGAGCUGGGCCGGCACCGGCUCAAGCCCUGGUACUUCUCUCCGUACCCGCAGGAGCUCACCGGCCUCCCCAUCCUCUACCUGUGUGAAUACUGCCUCAAGUACCUCAAGAGCCUCAAGUGUCUGCAGAGACACCUGACCAAGUGCAACCUCCGACACCCGCCGGGGAAUGAGAUCUAUCGUAAAGGAACUAUAUCCUUCUUCGAGAUCGACGGCAGGAAGAACAAGGCUUAUUCCCAGAACUUGUGUUUAUUGGCCAAAUGCUUCCUGGACCACAAGACCCUGUACUACGACACGGAUCCGUUCCUCUUCUAUGUAAUGACGGAGUAUGACUCCAAGGGUUUCCACAUAGUCGGCUACUUCUCCAAGGAGAAGGAAUCAACAGAAGACUAUAACGUGGCCUGCAUUUUGACAUUACCGCCUUACCAGAGAAGAGGCUACGGCAAACUACUGAUCGAGUUCAGUUAUGAGCUGUCGAAAGUGGAGGGGAAGACGGGCACCCCAGAGAAGCCUCUGUCUGAUCUGGGUCUGCUCUCGUAUCGCUCGUACUGGACUCAGACCAUCCUGGAGAUCCUCAUGAACCUCAAGCCAGACAACGGGGAGCGCCCACAGAUCACCAUCAAUGAGAUCAGUGAGAUCACCAGUGUCAAGAAAGAGGACGUGAUCUCAACUCUCCAGUACCUCAACCUCAUCAAUUAUUACAAGGGUCAGUAUAUCCUCACCUUAUCAGAGGACAUCGUGGAAGGUCAUGAGCGGGCCAUGCAGAAGAGACACCUCCGAAUCGACCCUAAAUGUUUGCAUUUCACUCCUAAAGACUGGAGCAAGAGGGGCAAGUGGUGAAGAGGCAGACUCGAGCUGUGAGAGAGGACAAACACAGCUGAACACAUCUGCAUGUUACCGGAUUCAGUCUUACACAGUCCACAGUUCUGUGUCAGUGUGUCCUCGUCUGUAGAACUAUUAAAAGGAAGAAGAAUACUGAUAUACCUCCCAAAUAUCAGUGUUCAAGCUCAAUGCCAUGUUUUAAUACUUGGACCAAAAUCGACAGGGUUCUGCACAGUUAUCUCUUUAUUAUGUAUAAGUUAUUAUAGAUUAGCACAGUGGCUAAGAGCACACAUUGUUUCUCAUUCAUAUUAUACGUUUGAUGUACAGCAUCCUUUGUAAAUAUAAUUUUCCUCCAGAUUUCUGUGAUUUUAAUAACAUCUGUUAAUAGUGGAAACUGUGACUUAGUUACGUUUAUGCAUGUCAUUCCUCUGCUUUUUUUUUUUUUUAAAACUAGCAAAACUGUCUUGGGUUAAAAGACAACAACAAAUCUUCUGUAUAGUUAGAAAUGAAAUUGUAGCUUUAAAGAUACAGUUUUAUAUAAUAUAAUAUACUUGUGAAGAUAUUUUCUGUUGUUUUAUAAUUUGUUUUACCCUCUGUUGCUGAAAAAGGUUUUGGUUUUUAGGUUUUGACUCUGUUGGGAUGGAAUGAAGCGUAAUGAUGUUUGAGGAACUUGUUCUCUGAGCACAGUUGUGGAUAUAAAAUGCAGAAAUGGU